ACAACAAUAAAUAACUAUGGCGCUGACGCGACAAGAUUACAUAUACUUUUCAAAGCACCUGUAUCUGAAGUUCUCGAAUGGGAAGAUGCUAGUAUAGUUGGCAUGCAGAGAUGGAUUGCUCGUGUUUGGAGAAUGGUUGAAAAUGUUAUUGAAAAAGUUCAGCCAACAAGUAAUCAGAAUAUGAAUAUGUUUAGUAAAGAAGAUAAAGAAACAUCUAGGAUCAUAAACAUUACAAUAAAAGAGGUGACGGCGGAUUAUGAAGAUUCAAAAUUUAAUACAGCAGUAUCAUCACUAAUUAAGCUAACAAAUCAUCUGACAAGUAUUUCACCAUAUCAAAAUGAAAAUACAUCAAAAUCCACAAUUAUUUCACCAACAUACGAGUAUGGAGUAAAAACAUUGGUAAAAAUGAUGGCACCAAUGGCACCUAGUAUAGGAGAAGAAUUUUGGGAAAUUUUAAAUCAAGGAAAACAAAGUACAUCUGUAUUUGAAGAAUCAUGGCCCGAAGUUGAUACAGAAUGUUUAAGUGCUAAUGAAGUUACUUGUGUUGUUCAGAUUAACGGAAAAAUGAGAUUCUCACUUAUGAUUCCAUCAACAAUUUUACAAGAUAAUCUCAGCGUCGAAAAUUUGAUUCUAGAAUCCGAGAAUGGAAAAAAAUGGAUUGAAAAAGUAAAUGCUGAUAAAAAAAUUAAAAAAAUUAUUCAUGCUAGCGGAGGCAAAAUU
Molecule: messenger RNA, 720 nt
Organism: Scutellospora calospora
Lineage: Eukaryota; Fungi; Glomeromycota; Glomeromycetes; Diversisporales; Gigasporaceae
Source: the annotation of a GenBank genome assembly